This is a messenger RNA of Thermothelomyces thermophilus ATCC 42464, 1035 nucleotides long. RefSeq lists its product as uncharacterized. Lineage: Eukaryota; Fungi; Ascomycota; Sordariomycetes; Sordariales; Chaetomiaceae. The transcript is spliced from 2 exons. Gene Ontology annotation, cellular component: GARP complex; EARP complex; membrane. Gene Ontology annotation, biological process: Golgi organization; retrograde transport, endosome to Golgi; endocytic recycling. Bases 1 to 1035 code for a protein of 344 amino acids. The record is from RefSeq and is a predicted model, not a curated record.
AUGUCUACGAUCGCAUCUCCACGAGACCCGUCGGGGCCUUUCCCGCGGCGCACCAACUCCGUCAUCACGCCGACUUCAUCCUCCCGCCCCAGCCUCGAUGUCCCGGCCUCCGUGUCCAACUCGCCCAACCCGAACCAGUCGGCGGUUAGCAUCUCCCAAUCCAACAAACGCGCCAACCGCGCCGCCCUGCGCGAAUACUACAACCUGCGAAGCAACAACAACAACAACAACAACAACAACAACAAGCCCCUCCCGUCAACCCCAACAGUCGAGAUAACAGACCACCUCGGCGGCGCCUCUUCGCCCUCCUUCUCCUCCACGACCCCGGCCGCCACCCCGCCGUCCGAGCUCGACUCCCCGGACUUCGACGCCCAGGCGUACGUCGCCAACCUGCUGGCCUCCUCGUCGCUGGCCGACCUCCUCCGGACCUACACGACGGUGCUGGGCGAGAUGCGCGCGCUCGACGCCGAGCGCAAGGCGCUCGUCUACGACAACUACAGCAAGCUCAUCGCCGCCACCGAGACCAUCCGGCGCAUGCGCGGCGCGCAGGGCUCCUCCGACUCGGCCUCCGGUUCGGGCCCGGGUUCGGGCCCGGGUGUAGGGGCCGCUUCGCUCGAGGCCGUGGUCGAGGGUAUCUACCGGCGCGCGGCCGACCUGCGCGAGGAGCUGCGGGCCAGCGUCGCCGCGCAGGCGCGGGCUGACACUCUCGGAGGAGGGAGCGGUCGGGGCGGUGGUGAUGGUGACGGGGACGGGGACGGAGACGGGGAGGCAGACGAGAAGGCGGCGAGGAGGGAGAGGACCAGGGAGCUCGCUAGGGAGGUGGUCAAAGUGCCCGGGCGGUUGAGGAGGCUGGUGGAGGACGGGAAAGCGGAGGAAGCGAAGAGGGAGUGGAAGAUGCCGAGGAGGUUGCUUGUGCGGUGGAAAGAGCUAGGGGUCGGCGGGGACGACGUGGCCGCGCUGAUUGAGGAGGGCGAUGCUGCGUUGAGAAAAGCGGUAGAAGCAGAUGGGAAUAAAGGCGGCGACCCGACCGCGUAA